Pecten maximus is the source of this 2490-nucleotide messenger RNA. RefSeq lists its product as uncharacterized. The record is from RefSeq and is a predicted model, not a curated record. The coding region runs from base 555 to 2189 and encodes 544 amino acids. NCBI's taxonomy places the organism in Eukaryota, Metazoa, Mollusca, Bivalvia, Pectinida, Pectinidae. Gene Ontology annotation, biological process: protein polyubiquitination; proteasome-mediated ubiquitin-dependent protein catabolic process. Gene Ontology annotation, molecular function: zinc ion binding; ubiquitin protein ligase activity; protein binding. The transcript has 2 exons.
CCUGUAUACAAACACAUUAUCUACAACCAGUUUUGCAGGGACACACCUUAUACAGGUAGAAAAGUUUAUUUUAAGAUCAAAACUUCAAGUUAUAUAUACAGAUGAAGUAGCCAAUGUUACCUAGUAAAUGAAAUACAUUCAGUUUGAAAUUUAGAAAGUGAAACUUAUUUGUGGCUCUCUUCUGAGAAACGUAAAAAAAAUCUUAAUAUAAUACUUCAGUAGGAAAUUGAAAGUGAAACUUGCUUGUGCCACUCUUCCCGGAAGCACGUCACAAAGAUCAAUAUUACAAUUCACUCGUGCAGGAACAGAAAGUAAAGCCUAGCUAGCUGCUUGUGCCAUGUCUAUAUUCUGGAUAGAUAGUGAAACUUGCUGGUGUCUAUUCCUUGAAAUGCUAUCACACUUCAAACUUCCUUGUUUUAACCAGUAACAUGCAUAUGGUGUAAAGUGUAGCAUAGACAGGGCUCUACAACAAACAUUAUAUGUACACCCAAAUUAAAUCCAAGUAGGUAGAGAUUGAUUCUCUUCAUGCAAACAAGGCAGGUUCUCAAAAAGAAAUGGCGCGACAAGAAUACAUUCCAGCACUUCUUGCACAACAGAGUGUCUUCAACAAAUUUAAGACCAGACCAGCAUAUUGUUUUAAACACAAAAAAAGGGAAGUUUCAUUGUUCUGCAAAACAUGUGACAGACUUGUGUGUGCUUCAUGCAUCAUAGAUGGUAACCAUGGCAACCAUAAGUUCUGUGAAAUAAGCCAUGUUGCCAAGGAAAAACAAGUCCAAUUUAGGACGGAGAUGUGCAACCGAGGAAAAGAAAUGUGUGAACAGGUUCAAAACAGUAUCACGGUCACUGAACAUGAAAAGGGAGCUGUGAUUGAAAUGUGCAAAUCAGUGUCAGAAAAAAUUGACAAACAAAAAGAAAUUCUAAUAAAAGAGAUAGAAAGAUGGAGUGAGGAUUUGAAGACUGUGGUGGGAGAUUAUCAGACAGUAAGAUUUGACAGCUUGAAUGACAGAAUGGUAGAUUUAGACACAUGCCUGUCACUUCUCAAAGUAUUUCAAGAAGAUCCUGAAUCUUUUGACACCUUCGAUGAAACAAAAUCCAUAGAGAUUUUAGAAGUUCUUCAUGAAGGCUCUAAUCCACCCAAAAGACAAGAUGUAAAGCCAAUGAGUUUCCUUCCAGGGUCAGGAUUUUGUGAAGAGAACCUGUAUGCCUUAUUUGGAAGUCUUGCUGGGAUGCCUUGUGAAACUUCUGCCUCUGACAGCACUGAGAAUAUAAUACCACUGGGAAACAGUGUUUGUGUGGACCAAGACGAAGCUGAUGAUAGCCACCAAGAUUCUACAGACACAGAGAGCUUGUAUGAAGAUGCUGAUUCAGAAACAAUGUAUAAAUGUACCAAGUCUCCCAUAGACAAGAUAGCCCUUGUAGAUGUGAACACUGCUUUUAUUGUGACAGAAAAGAAGCUGUACCUUGUGGAUUUCAGUAAACAUAAGGGAGAUAUUGAGAAGGAAAAACCACUCAUGACUGGUGUUGUCCAUAUCACACCUGUCACAGACAGAGGAAUCUAUGUACAACAGGAAUAUAACAAUGUUGUAACUAGAGUCACUACAACAGGUAAAAAGUAUCGCUUUAUUGAUUGUUGGCCAGAUACUCUGAGAUGUGUAGGAUUGUCAUACUGUGGUCAAAUCAUUAUAUGCACAGACUGCUAUGAAGGUUCCAUGCAAUAUCAAUACUUUUCUGAACACAAUGAAGAUGGAAUCAAAAGCAAAACGGUUUCAGAAGAAGUAAGAAAAAGGGGGAGUGGGGGAAUCAUUUAUCCACAAGUUUUUGACAUCGUCAUGACAAGAUCUGCUCUGUACAUUCUUAAUUCAAGGACAUAUAUAAUUGGUAUGCCAUCUGAAAAGGGGAGUGUGAUUAAUGUACUCAAACAUAUUGCAUACAAUGGAGCCAUAGGGAGAGAUCCAGCAAAACAGUUCCAUCCCAGAGGAAUGUGUCAGGACAAAGAUGGCCGCCUCAUCGUCACAGACUACUGGAACCAUGCCGUACACCUCCUCAACCCCGAGGGAAAGUUCAGUAAAUUUCUAAUGAGAGAAGAGGAUGGGCUGGCAUAUCCAACCGCUGUUACCAUGGACAACUACAGAUACUUGUGGAUUGGUCAGCAGGAUGGAACAAUCCAUAUCAUCAAGUACAUUCCAUGAAUAUCCUCUAUAUCUCAACCACUGUCACCACUUAGCCAGUUUGGAAUUCAAUGCCUUUGUAAUUUGUCAUAGAAGUAUGGAACAUUGUUCUUUUUUAUUUCACCAUGGUGACUAUUGGGCGUUACAUAUAACAGUAUUGAUUACACUAUACUAUUGGGCGUUACAUAUAACACUACUGAUUACACUAUAUUAUUGGGAGUUACAUAUAACACUAUUGAUUACAUUAUACUAUUGGGAGUUACAUAUAACACUAUUGAUUACACUAUACUAUUGGGCGUUACAUAUAACAGUAUUGAUUACA